Messenger RNA from Prosopis cineraria, 1571 nucleotides. RefSeq names its product phytosulfokine receptor 2. Gene Ontology annotation, molecular function: ATP binding; protein kinase activity. The transcript has a single exon. Bases 203 to 1309 code for a protein of 368 amino acids. The record is from RefSeq and is a predicted model, not a curated record. NCBI's taxonomy places the organism in Eukaryota, Viridiplantae, Streptophyta, Magnoliopsida, Fabales, Fabaceae. Gene Ontology annotation, biological process: protein phosphorylation.
UCCGACCUCACAGUCAUGGCUUAGACGAAACCCCGCCUUCCUCGAAUCCCUCACGUCACGUCUCCUUUAAUGGCGCGUCUGAGGUCCUCCUUUUCCCACACUCUUCCAGUCAACAUCCAUUCUCUCUCGCCUCUUCUUCUUCCAUUCCCCUAUCGCCUCCCUCACUCCGAUCCACCUUCUCUUACCUUCCUCCUCCAUCGCCAUGGAUCACACCUUGCAAGCUCUCGUCGCUGCCAUCGUUAGCUUCUUCGUUGUCACUCUCAUCUUCGCCGCCAUCAUCCUCGCCUGCAAAAACAACACCAAAACCCAUCCACGGCAUCGUCAAGCCCCUGCCCAGACCCAGCGGGAGCUUUCCUCCAUGGUCGUUGACGGCAGCUGGUCCUUCGACCCCUACGUUCAAAUCAACAUGGACGAGAUCACUAGAGCCACCAAGAAUUUCUCGCCCGACCUCAUCAUCGGCGAUGGCAGCUUCGGUCUCGUCUACAAAGCGCGUCUCUCCAACGGCCUUGUUGUUGCCAUCAAGAAGCUCUCGCCGGAUGCCUUCCAAGGGUUUCGUGAAUUCCGAGCUGAGAUGGAAACCUUAACUAGGCUCCGGCAUCCCAAUAUCGUCAAAAUUCUCGGGUACUGGGCGGCGGGUCCGGAGAGAAUGUUGGUCUACGAGUUCAUCGAGAAAGGGAAUCUCGAUCAAUGGCUUCACGAUCCGACGAACUUUUCGUCUUCUGGAUACGACGACGUUUCAAUGGCGCGAGCCCCAUUGCCGUGGGACCUGAGGUUGAAGAUAAUCAGAGGCGUUGCCAAUGGCCUUUUUUACUUGCAUGGGCUGGACAAGCCCAUUAUUCACAGAGACAUCAAAGCUAGUAAUGUGUUGCUGGACUCUGACUUUGAGGCCCAUAUUGCUGAUUUUGGGCUCGCGAGGAGAAUCGAUACUUCAAACUCUCACGUGUCGACUCAGUUCGCCGGAACCAUGGGGUACAUGCCGCCGGAGUACAGAGAUGGGGUUAAUGUGGCCAACGUGAAGGUGGAUGUCUACAGUUUUGGGGUUUUGAUGCUGGAAAUAGCAACGGGCCGACGGCCCAAUCUGUCUGUGAAGGUUGAGAAGAAGGAUAUUGGGCUUGUGCAAUGGGCCCAUAAAAUGGUGGCCCAGGACUCCGAAAUGGAAAUGGUUGAUCCUAAUAUUUCAAGAGAAGGAUUAAGGGAAGAUAAUGUGAAGGAGUACUUUAGGAUUGCUUGUAUGUGCACAAGUGAACUACAGAAACACAGGCCUGUGAUGCAACAGGUUGUGGAACUGUUCGAGAACAUGGCCGUGUAAGUUUCCGGUCACCGGCGGAUCAGCAGAUGAAUGUUUCCGGAGGCCGGUACAGUGAGAUUCUUAGGGUUGAUGAAAGGGUUUUUAUAUAGCUGCGGAAGCAAUUAAGCAGAUGGGGGAUGAGCUCUUAUGCAGUUGUAUGAAUAUUUAGUAUAUUGAGUUUAGAAAUUGGAAAAUGCUCAAUAUAGGAUGUUUUAUUUUAUUCGUUUGGAUCUAUCUAUAAGUAACGUAAACGUUUAUUUAUUUAUUUAUUUAUUUUUGUUGU